Molecule: messenger RNA, 3906 nt
Organism: Dichomitus squalens LYAD-421 SS1
Lineage: Eukaryota; Fungi; Basidiomycota; Agaricomycetes; Polyporales; Polyporaceae
Exons: 15
Coding region: 1-3906 (1301 amino acids)
Source: RefSeq, a predicted model, not a curated record
AUGGCGGCCUACAGGCCGCUCCCGACACCGCGCGCAGAAACGAAGCAAGCCUACCACCUCCGCGGUUCCGUAGCGGUGGGGGCUAGACCAGUGCCUUCGCCAGCCCUUAGUACUGGCAUCUCUCCGACUUACGACCUCUUGGACGGUUACUCGGAACCAGACUCCGCGGACAUCAAAGAAGGCCUAGGGAAUGAGGCCCAACCGAAAGAGAUGGAUAAUCCGGAGCACCGUCAGACGUGGAAGCAGAUCGGCGACACCCACGAUGGACUCAUUGCGCAACAUAAGGAGUCAAACCACGUAUGGGAGGGAUCAGUUGCGAUAGUUGCCACUCCCGACUUCUCGUGGAAUAGCUCGAACAGCUCGAACGGCGUGCAGGGCAUUGCGAACAACACGAAUGCGUUCUUCGAUAGGAUGCCCAUGCUCAUGAAAGCUCUCGACAGUAUCGCGCGAGUCCACGCUUUCACUGGAGUGGCCAUCCUGACUUUCAAAGUGGUCUACGAGCUGGAGUUGAAGCGAAGAGACAAUAACAAGAAGGUCCUUGCCGUGUAUGGCGAGAUGAGCGAUAUGAUGGCUGCGCUAGUCCAGCUGCACACAAUCAAGAGCGAAGAGGAGGUUGGGCCUGAUGGUGUUUCUAUCAAAGCUCGCAUGGAGCGCCUGCUUGAGCGAACAGCAACCGACAUCAGGGAGUGCGCGAAUACUUGCGAUACCUAUCUCAAGAAGAAGCCUAUCGUCAAGAUCCUGACAUGUCCCAGUUGGGGUACCAUUCUCUGCAAUCUUUCUGCCGCCUUCCAUAAGCGUCGCGCCGAAUUUGAGUUCGCGCUCUCGAUGCAUACGGGCUUGGAUAUCGAAGCCAACGCGAAGCUGGACGAAAUAGAGGGCACGGCACAGCAGACUCAGGAUAGAUUGGACGACAUGUUGGCUUACUUCCACACGGCUCUGUCCCCAGAGUACGAGGACAUAGCGGCUCGCGUCAGGGGCAGGGGCGGACUUCAAGCAGUCAUGGACAACGAGCGCCUUCUCAGGGAGCUGAUUCACGAAUUCCGUGGAGACGUGGAUGGCACGUUAGAUAUCCGUGGACGGCAGGAUGUCGCAUUCGACAUGGAAGAGUUGAAGUUGGAGCUGAGGGAAGAUAUAGAACUGGCGGUGGAGAGAAAUGCCCAGACGUUCUCACGGAAAUUUGAGAUGCAGCGACAGCAGAUUGUGGAUGAGCUCGCCAGAGUAGUCCAUCGAGAAGGGGACCGUGUCAUCAACGCGAUUCCGUCUCGGCCACAUGACAGGAUUAUCGAUCCAGAUUUGUACGCAAUAUGGAAAGAAAUGGGCUGGCGUGGGAGCACGAAAGCGCGUCACUUCGUACUAGCAUUGCGAGAUCAUUUCCGCGAGAAAGAGGAGGAGAAGAAGCGGAACGAUAGAAUUUAUGUUCUCCGCACCAAGAAAGAAGACGGAUGGGCGUUGGAGUGGAUCAAUGUGACCAGAUUGCAACCCAUCGUCGAAGCCUUCAACGACGACGCAUCCAACUUCAUCACCGUCUCAGAAGCCAAUGAACUAACAACUGCUCGCCCAAGAGAUUGGAGCCUACUUCACUGGCUUGCCUACUGGGCGAUUGGAUGGCAGAUAUCUGCUACGAUGUAUCGGGACAAGAUUUAUAACCUGUUUGCCAAGAUGUUCUCGCUCAAAGCUCAUAUCCACCCAGCCGUACGCAACGUCGUCGACACCUACCUCCACAGCGUCUGGACUAGAGUAUCAGAGUUGACUUCGUCUAUCAGGCCUUACUACCCGUUGGAGGGAUUACGAGAGAAGUUCCAGAGCUACAUCGAUGACGAAGAGCAGCGUCUCCGCGAACGUUUGGAAGCGGUCCGGUACGACAUCGACGCCAUGGACACAUUAACUCUUGUCACCGGACCCGGAAGGAUCGAGAAGUAUGUCUUCCCGAUCUUGUACCUCCUCCUCAAGAAGGACUACGAGGUUAUGCGUAUUGCUCGCCAGAAAGUCAUCAGUAGGGUUGAGCUAUUGGACGCUGCCAAUACGGUUCAAUGGGUUCUCCAAGCCGUCGAAUUUCGGUACAAGGACCUUCAAGACAUCUUCAGACAACAGAAGCUCGAUCCACGACAGCAGUUCAAAGGGUUCGCAUGCGGUUUGUUCGAGCAUUGGCGUAAUUCGGAAGGCCUAUGGAGCCGCAAUAUCGAGUUCCCUAACGUCGUGUAUAACGACGAUGGGGAGGCGCAGGACAUCAAUUCGGACGAUAUUCUGAACUAUCCAUUGGACAAUGACGACUGGUUCGAUCCGACUGGAUAUGAUGCGCCUCGGUUCUCCCCGACGGAGAAAGACAUGACGUCGAAGUGGCCUCUUAGAGCCUUGCUUGGAUCUUGGUCUGGAUUCAUGUCCAAGGGAAAUUUGUACCCCUGCCAACCCAUGCUUUCCAUUCAAAUCCACGCCGUCGAUUCGAUCCGCUUCGAAGCUACUUCUCGUACUGCAAAUGGCACUGCUUAUCAUCUCCAGGGCAGGUAUAUAUCAGAAGUGGAUGGUCGUAUCUGCUACACUUUCGUGAUUAAGUACGCCACUCGCUUUGCGCCCCUUUACUUCAGAGGGUACCUCCACGACAAGGACAGGACAUUUUCCGGAACUUGGGGCACUUCUCCCGAAGCGGCCAACUCAGAGUCGAAGAUUAUCAAGCGCCAAGGCGACAAUCAUUCCUCCCUGGUCGUGGGUUCGACAGCAGAUCGCUUCGUCUUCAAGAGACUACCGGCCGCGUACAUGUGCUGCCGGCCGGAUCCCAUCGAAUUCCAAAUCAACAGACCUCGUGCGCUGUGGAGGUAUGCUACAACCAUAGUCCGCGAGCUGGUCAGCAUGCGAAGAUUUUCGUGGACGUAUUUUGAACGACGAAGAGACGAUCGGAAACGCUACAUCGAGCUACUGAUUCGCCUGAACUACGCGGAAUUGGUCGAAGAAGAGCUGAUGGAGCUGGCGAGGAUACGGAAAACCCUCACGACAGCGGACGCGAGAUUAUACGAAACCCGAUACCAAUAUGAGCUUCGGACUACUGCAAUCCAUCUCGACGUCACCUGUGACCAUUGCGAGAACACUAUAGUCGGUUCCCGCAUAGUAUGCCUCGACUGCGACUCCAACAAAACUCUUAACCUCUGUGACGACCCGCGGUGUCGUAGCAGCGAGAUUGAUGUCGAGAAGCGCCCCGACCUCCCUGCGCCCCAUCUACCGGGUCAUGCUGUCUUCAAGGUCCGCACAAUGUUACAUCUGCGUGAGUUUGGAAGGAUGAAUCAGGCAGCCCGAAUGGCACUCAAGAGCGCGCGGAGGACGUUCAACGAAGUCACAGAGCUUUUGACAGACGAGGUGUUGCAGAAUCCCGCACUUCGUCGCCAAGCUCGGGUGAAGAAGAUCGCUCAGGCCAGCUUAUCAUGUAUCAUCUGCAGAAAGCAAGUAUCGAAACCUUGCUGGUACUGUAUAACUUGCGAAGAUGACGUCUUCAUCUGUCUUGAAUGUGAUAAAAGAGGUUCCCUCACCGUCGGCGCGCACGACAAGUUACACGCACUUGUUCGCUGCCAGGAUGAUAUCCGUUACGGUCCAAUGAGCCUUGACCAACGUCUCGAGCUAAUGGACCAGCGCUUCACGACCAUGGAACAUCGGUUCGACGCUAUGGACACCAGGUUUGAUGGCAUGCAGAGCAGAUUCACCUCGUUGGAGAAACGCGUCUUUUCGAUGGACGACAAGCUGACGCGGAUGGAGGAGAUGCUGGGCGCGAUGUUCGUCAGGUCGACGAAUGCCCAGUUUACCUCACGCCGAACGGGAUCGGAUACGAGCAUCUCUCCAGCAUGGAAUGGCUUCUCGUCUCGCACCCCUCAGGCCGCUAAACCGUACCCACGACCUUUACCUAUACCGUCACCAUCACCAUAA